Molecule: messenger RNA, 715 nt
Organism: Lotus japonicus
Lineage: Eukaryota; Viridiplantae; Streptophyta; Magnoliopsida; Fabales; Fabaceae
Exons: 2
Coding region: 88-594 (168 amino acids)
Molecular function (GO): zinc ion binding
Source: RefSeq, a predicted model, not a curated record
CCCUAGUUCUUCAAACCUACAAUUGGCUUCUUCAAUUCUCUCAAUCGUGAAAUCACUACCUCUCGUUGUCGAUUCUCAUCCAUUAACAUGACAGUGGGCUCUAAUUCUCGUGGUGGUCAGAGGUCAGGGCCGACAUAUCGUGAAGGUGGAAGUGCUUCUGUGAAUGGCAGAGUUGUGCGCUGCAAAUGUGGCGUCGAAGCAAAAGUGAGGAUCUCUAGAACAAAUUUGAACCCAGGUAAACCUUGGUAUGGUUGUCAUCUACCAAAGAAUCAUCCUCAAAAUUGCAAUUAUUUCCUCUGGGUUAGAGAUGAAGAAGAUGGAAUUACAGAAGUAACUAGCUCAAGGGAGGAAGAGAUCAUGCAACUGAAAGCAAUUUUACUGAAAAAUCAAGCCAUGAUUGAAGAAUUAAGGGUUAAGAAUGAAGCUGUCAUUGAAGGUAUAAUGGUGCUGAAUCAAGCCAUGAUGGUGAAGAAUGAGAGGGUCACACAAGAACUGAGGAUGUUGAGAGUUUCUGUCUUAGGUUUAGUGUUGAUGUUGGUGAUAGUGUUCUUUUUGUUGCUUUAUUCAGGUUCUGUUCACUUUCUAGGCAGUUAGAGGUUGAGUAUGUUAUGGAAUGUUAUGGAGAAUGAGAAUGUAUGUAAUGUUUAUGAAUUAUACAAUCCUCCUUGUUAUGAAUCAUGCUACCAUUUUAAUGCAAAAUGAAAAUGACUGUGUU